UGAGUUUAAUUUUAUUUUGGACAGGCACCCAAAAAAUCAGAUUUUCUGUUACCUAAAUAUGUGCCUUGGGGAGGAAAAUAGUCAUUUGACAUCUGAAAGUAAAUGUGGAGAAUUCGUAAAACCUACUGAAUCACCACAGGAUUAUGGGAAAAAAUAUUGAAUAAUUUAGACUGAAAGACUAGUUUCCCAAACCUCUUGUCCAUUUUAGGACAAUUUGUUCAAAACUGGAAUUAUGUCUUUUGAUACAGUUGGCAUUUAAAUGUCUGGUCAGAGAGAACUUUGAAGCAAUUUUUAAAUUCCCAUUGAUUUACAGAGAGUUUUCUCCUGCUACCUUCAAAUGAUUUCCUUUUUUUAACAAGUCUCACUUUAAAUAUUUUGGAUAGUAAACUUAGUUUCUGCCUUAGCCAAUGUUUCUCGUUGUGCAUCGAACUGGACACCUUUUCACCUCGUUCACGAUGCCUUUUAAAUACCUACUGCAGCUUUUCGUCGGGGGGUCUACCUGUCCCCACUCCCUCCAAGGACCCUCGCUGGUAUCUGUGGAGGUUUCCAGAGCCCUUGGUUUUUCCCUUGUGAAAGAUCCUGCCUCGCGUUGGUUACCUGUCCCCCGGCCUAACCCGCUGCCCUGCGGUGUAUCAGAGGGAAAAGGGCAGGAAUAAAACCUAGAAAAGUUUGAGACAGUUUCUUUCAAUACUUCACGCACACCUGUGAAAAAACAGGGUAGAGCCUAUUUGUGGCAGCCGUUCAAAAGCAGAGAAACAAAAAAAGACUUUGGUAGAAAACCAACUUUAAAUAUUGCAGGCAGCAGCUUUGUUUGGUGUUUGAAUCCCAUGCUGGUGGAUGCUAAUUCCGUAACAUUAUACACUUGCCUUUUUUUGGGUACAAAGGUAGAAGGGGGGUUUUCUUCUGUGUUUUUCAGUGCAAAGUGAUUCCGAUCAGAAAGGACCAAGGUUUCAGCUCCAAGUAACUGACAUUUCCAUCUGAAUCUACUCUCUUUUUUUUUUUUUUUAAGGGGGGAGAAAAAGGUCUAGUUUUUCAGGAAAAGAACCUCUCUACGCAAUCCUGAAACUGAUCUUUAGAUUUACUUUUCCUUAAUCAAUAGAAGAAAAACUUGAUUGCAACUCAACACUUACGUGACUCUAGCGCAGGACUAACUGAAUUUUUGGUUUUGAGAGUAGGGGAUUCAGACAUCAUUUCAGGAAUCAGAAAUAAUUGGCAGCAAGUGGGGGAGAACUGACAUGAAUUCUUGUUUUACCUAAUUUUUCCUGGUUUACCAAGAUUUGGCUUAAUAUUUCCGACUCCAUUCCUCCAGUCUCUGCAGAACAGGAUGAAUUAUUCAUCAUUACUUAGAAUUUGGGUCUCUUUCAUCUUCGCACUUGUACGGCACCAAGUUCAGCCCAGGGAGCUCAUGUAUCCAUUUUGGCAGAAUGACACCAAAACCCCUAAAGUAGACGACGGAAGCUCAUCUGAGAUUAAGCUGGCCAUCCCCAUCUACUUCUUUGGCGUUCCUUACCGCACCAUCUAUGUCAAUAACAACGGAGUUGUUUCAUUCAACGUGCUGGUGAGCCAGUUCACGCCCGAAUCUUUUCCCCUGACGGAUGGGAGGGCCUUCAUUGCUCCAUUUUGGGCAGAUGUACACAAUGGGAUUCGAGGCGAGAUCUAUUACAGAGAGACCACGGACCCUGUCAUCUUGAAAAGAGCCACCAAGGACAUCAGGAAGUACUUCAAAGACAUGGCAACCUUCUCUGCCACUUGGGUUUUCAUUGUGACCUGGGACGAAGUAACGUUUUAUGGAGGAAGCAGCACCACACCUGUGAACACCUUCCAGGCCGUCCUGGUGUCUGACGGCACCUAUACCUUCACGCUCUUCAAUUAUUACGAAAUCAACUGGACCACUGGGACGGCGAGCGGCGGUGAUCCCCUAACGGGUCUUGGGGGAGUGAUGGCCCAGGCAGGAUUUAAUGGUGGAAACAUCACCAAUUACUUCAGCCUUCCGGGGUCAAGAACCCCUGAUAUUGUGAAUAUCCAAGAGACCACAAACGUCAAUGUUCCAGGUCGCUGGGCAUUUAAAGUUGAUGGGAAGGAAAUUGACCCAGCCAAUGGCUGCACCUCCAGAGGACAGUUCCUUCGGCGAGGGGAGGUGUUCUGGGAUGACCUGAACUGCACCAUCAAGUGCCGCUGUCUGGAUUUCAACAACGAGAUCUACUGCCAGGAGGUCUCCUGCAGCCCCUACGAGGUGUGCGAACCCAAAGGCAAAUUCUUCUACUGCAGCCCGGUGGAGACCAGCACGUGCGUGGUAUUUGGGGAGCCGCACUAUCACACGUUCGAUGGCUUCCUCUUCCACUUCCAAGGCUCCUGUGCCUACCUGUUGGCCCGACAGUGUUUGCAUACUUCCAGCCUCCCCUUCUUCAGCGUGGAGGCAAAGAACGAGCACCGGGGGGGCUCAGCCGUCUCCUGGGUGAAGGAGCUCUCGGUGGAGGUGAAUGGCUACAAGAUUCUCAUCCCCAAAGGAAGCUAUGGAAAAGUCAAGGUUAAUGACCUAGUGGCUUCUUUGCCCGUCACCUUAGACUUGGGGGCGGUGAAAGUCUACCAGAGUGGCAUGUCUACUGCCGUGGAAACGGAUUUUGGGCUCUUAGUGACGUUUGACGGCCAGCACUACGCCUCCAUCUCCGUCCCAGGCUCCUACAUCAACUCCACUUGCGGGCUUUGUGGGAACUACAACAAAAACCCUCUGGAUGACUUCCUGCGCCCGGACGGCAGGCCAGCCAUGUCAAUCCUAGACCUGGGAGAGAGCUGGCGGGUCUACCACGCUGACUGGAAGUGUGACUCGGGCUGCGUGGAUAAUUGCACCCAGUGUGACACGGCCACCGAAGCCCUCUACUUUGGCCCCGACUACUGCGGCUUCCUCAACAAGACCGACGGCCCCCUGUGGGAGUGUGGCACUGUCGUGGACCCCAUGGCCUUCGUGCACAGCUGCGUGUAUGACCUGUGCAGCGUGAGGGACAACGGGACACUCCUGUGUCAGGCCAUCCAGGCCUACGCCCUCGUGUGCCAAGCCCAGGGCAUUCCGAUCGGAGACUGGCGAAUCCAGACUGGGUGUGUGUCCAUGGUGCAGUGCCCGAGCUUCAGCCACUACUCCGUGUGCACCAGCAGCUGCCCGGACACGUGCUCAGAUCUGACGGCCUCCCACACCUGCGCCAUGCCCUGCACGGAGGGCUGCGAGUGCAACGAAGGCUUUGUCCUCAGCACCAGCCAGUGCGUCCCGCUGCACAAGUGCGGCUGUGACUUCGACGGCCACUACUACGCCAUGGGCGAGUUCUUCUGGGCCACGGCCAACUGCACGGUGCAGUGCCUGUGCGAGGAGGGCGGCGACGUGUACUGCUUCAACAAGACGUGCCGUGGCGAGGAGGUGUGCACAGUGGAGAACGGCUACCAGGGUUGCUUCCCCAAGCGGGAGACCUUGUGCCUGCUCAGCCAGAACCAGGUGCUGCACACCUUCGACGGCGCCGCCUACCCCUUCCCCGUCGAGUUCUCCUACACGCUCCUCAAGACCUGCCCUGAGCGGCCAGAGUACUUGGAAAUCGACAUCAACAAGAAGAAGCCGGAAGCAGGGCCUGCUUGGCUGCGGGGUCUCCGGAUCCUGGUGGCCGACCAGGAGGUCAAGAUAGAAGGCAUCGGGGCUUCAGAGGUCAAGGUGAACAGUCAGGAAGUGGAACUGCCUUUUUUCCAUCCUUCGGGGAAGCUGGAAAUUUAUCGAAACAAAAACAGCACAACCGUCGAGUCCAAGGGUGUCGUGACCGUGCAAUACUCAGACGUGGGUCUGCUGUACAUCCGGCUCUCCACCGCCUACUUCAACUGCACGGGGGGCUUGUGUGGCUUCUUCAACGCGAACGUCAGCGAGGAGUUCUGUCUCCCCAAUGGCAAGUGCACGGACAACCUGGCGGUGUUCCUGGAAAGCUGGACCACUUUCGAGGAGAUCUGCAAUGGGGAGUGUGGGGACCUGCUGAAGGCCUGUGGCAACGACUCAGAGCUGCUGAAAUUUUACCGCAGCCGUUCCAUGUGCGGCAUCAUCAACGACCCCUCCAACAGCUCCUUCCUGGAGUGUCACGGCGUGGUCAACGUCACCGCCUACUACCGCACCUGCCUCUUCCGCCUGUGCCAGAGCGGGGGCAACGAGUCCGAGCUCUGUGACUCUGUGGCCCGGUACGCGAGCGCCUGCAAGAACGCCGACGUGGAGGUGCAGCCCUGGAGGACCCACGACUUCUGCCCUCUGGAAUGCCCGGAGAACAGCCAUUUCGAGGAGUGCAUGAUGUGUACAGAGACCUGUGAGACCCUGGCACUGGGCCCCAUCUGUGUGGACAGCUGCUCCGAGGGGUGUCAGUGUGACGAGGGCUAUGCCCUGCAAGGCAGCCAGUGCGUCCCCCGGAGCGAGUGUGGCUGCAACUUUGAGGGACACCAACUUGCCACCAAUGAGACCUUCUGGGUGGACCUGGACUGCCAGAUCUUCUGCUACUGCAAUGGCACAGACAACAGCGUCCACUGUGAAAACAUCCCCUGCAAGGGUGACGAGUACUGCAUGGAGGAGGGCGGCCUCUACUACUGCCAGGCCCGCACCGACGCCUCCUGCAUCGUCUCGGGCUACGGCCACUACCUGACCUUUGACGGCUACCCUUUUGACUUCCAGACCAGCUGCCCGCUCAUCCUGUGCACCACAGGAAGCAGGCCGAGCUCAGACACGUUCCCCAAGUUCGUCGUCACAGCCAAGAACGAGGACCGGGAACCGUCGCUGGCCUUGUGGGUCAAGCAGGUGGACGUGACCGUGUUGGGCUACAGCAUCGUGAUUCACAGGGCCUACAAGCACACGGUGCUGGUCAACAAUGAACGGCUCUAUCUGCCCCUGAAGUUGGGACAAGGGAAGAUAAACAUCUUUUCCUUUGGCUUCCAUGUCGUGGUGGAAACUGACUUUGGCCUGAAGGUUGUGUAUGAUUGGAAGACCUUCCUGUCCAUCACGGUCCCUCGGGGCAUGCAGAACAUCACCUACGGCCUGUGUGGCCGCUAUAACGGCAACCCCGAAGAUGACCUGGAGAUGCCCAUGGGUCUGCUGGCCUCCAGCGUCAAUGAGUUUGGACAGAGCUGGGUGAAGAGGGACACCUUCUGCCAGGUUGGCUGUGGCGACCGCUGCCCUUCCUGUGCCAAAGUGGAAGGUUUCUCCAAAGUGCAGCAGCUCUGCAGCCUGAUCCCCAACCAGAACGCAGGCUUCACCAAGUGUCACAGCAAGGUCAACCCCGCUUUCUUCUACAAGAACUGCCUGUUUGACUCUUGCAUCGAUGGCGGCGCCGUGCAGACCGCCUGCAGCUGGCUGCAGAACUACGCCAGCACGUGCCAGACACAGGGGAUCGCAGUGACCGGCUGGAGGAACUACACGUCCUGCUCCGUCACCUGCCCUCCCAACAGCCACUACGAGAGCUGCGUGAGCGUGUGCCAGCCCCGCUGCGCCGCGAUCCGCCUGAAGAGCGACUGCAACCACUACUGCGUGGAGGGCUGCCAGUGCGACGCCGGCUACGUCCUCAACGGCAAAAGCUGCAUCCUGCCCCACAACUGCGGCUGCUACUCUGACGGCAAGUACUACGAGCCCAAGCAGCUGUUCUGGAACAGUGACUGCACGCGGCGCUGCCGCUGUUUCCGGCGCAACCUGAUCCAGUGCGACCCGCGCCAGUGCAAGUCAGACGAAGAGUGCGCGCUGCGCAACGGGGUGCGCGGCUGCUUCAGCACCAAGACCUCCUACUGCCUGGCGGCCGGCGGCGGCGUCUUCCGCACCUUCGACGGCGCCUUCCUCCGCUUCCCAGCCAACUGCGCCUUCGUGCUCUCCACCAUCUGCCAGAAGCUCCCCGACAUCUCCUUCCAGCUCAUCAUCAACUUCGACAAGUGGUCGUCCCCCAAUCUCACCAUCAUUUCGCCCGUCUAUUUCUACAUUAACGAAGAGCAGAUUCUCAUCAACGACCGGCACACUGUCAAGGUGAAUGGCACACAAGUGAAUGUUCCAUUUAUAACCGGGUUGGCAACCAAAAUCUACAGCAGCGAGGGGUUCCUGGUGAUCGACACCAGCCCUGACAUCCAGAUACACUACAAUGGUUUCAACGUAAUAAAAAUCAGCAUCAGUGAGAGGCUGCAGAACAAAGUGUGUGGCCUUUGUGGCAACUUCAACGGGGACUUAACCGAUGAUUACGUGACCCUGCGGGGGAGGCCUGUGGUGAGCAGCGUGGUGCUGGCCCAGAGCUGGAAAACCAACGGUAUGCAGAAGAGCUGCAAUGAGCUGCAGUUCUCCCAGUACGCGGCCAUGUGUGACAACGUGCACAUCCAGAAGAUGCAGGGCGACGGCUACUGCCUGAAGCUCACGGACAUGAAGGGCUUCUUCCAGCCCUGCUACGGGCUGCUCGACCCCCUUCCCUUCUACGAGUCCUGCUACCUGGACGGCUGCUACAACCACAAGAAGUACCAGCUGUGCGGCUCCCUGGCUGCCUAUGGGGAGUCUUGCCGCUCCUUCGGGAUCCUCAGCACCGAGUGGAUUGAGAAAGAGAAUUGCUCAGGAGUGGUUGAAGAUCCCUGUCUGGGAGCAGACUGUCCCAAUCGAACCUGUGAGCUGGAAAACGGAGGGGAGCUGUGUGGCUGCAUGGAGCCCCCUCCCUACGGAAACAACUCCCACGACAUCAUUGAUGCAGAGGUGACCUGCAAGGCUGCCCAGAUGGAAGUGUCCAUAUCUAAGUGCAAACUCUUCCAGCUCGGCUUCGAGAGGGAGGGUGUGCGGAUCAAUGACAGGCAGUGCACUGGCAUUGAGGGAGAGGACUUUAUCUCCUUUCAGAUCAACAACACCAAAGGGAACUGUGGAAACAUUGUGCAGUCCAAUGCCACUCAUAUCAUGUAUAAAAACACCAUUUGGAUAGAAAGUGCCAACAAUACUGGCAACAUCAUCACCAGGGACAGGACGAUCAGUGUGGAAUUUUCAUGUGCUUAUGAGCUGGAUAUCAAGAUCUCCUUGGACUCUGUCGUGAAGCCUAUGCUAAGCGUCAUUAACCUGACAGUUCCAACCCAAGAAGGCAGCUUCACCACCAAGAUGGCGCUCUACAAAAAUGCCUCCUACAAACAUCCAUACCGCCAGGGCGAAGUGGUGCUGACAACUCGAGAUGUGCUGUAUGUAGGGGUCUUUGUGGUUGGAGCCGAUUCCACGCAUCUGAUUCUGACGCUGAACAAAUGCUACGCCACCCCCUCCCGCGACAGCAAUGACAAGCUCCGAUACUUCAUCAUUGAAGAAGGGUGUCAGAACAUUAAAGACAACACCAUUGGCAUCGAGGAAAACGGUGUCUCCCUCACCUGUCGCUUCCACGUCACCGUCUUUAAGUUCAUUGGGGAUUACGAUGAAGUCCAUCUUCACUGCGCAGUGUCCCUCUGUGAUUCAGAAAAGUACUCCUGUAAAAUAACUUGCCCUCAAAAUUCCAGGAUUGCCACAGAUUACACCAAGGAACCUAAAGAACAGAUCAUUUCAGUGGGACCUAUUAGGAGAAAAAGGCUGGACUGGUGUGAGGACAACGGAGGGUGUGAGCAGAUCUGCACGAGCCGGGUGGACGGGCCUCUGUGCAGCUGCGUGACGGGGACCCUGCAGGAGGACGGCAAGAGCUGCAGAGCCUCUAAUUCUUCCAUUGAACUUCAAGUUUGGACGCUGCUUCUCAUCAUGACCCAGAUUUCAUUAUGGCAUUUUGUCUAUACAUCAGGCAUGACCUCAUAAUUAACUCAAGGUUGCUAUAUAAAGUACUGUAAUUUACUUACUUCAACUCCCUGUAGGAUAAAAGGUGUGUGCCCUUAAGUCAAAACCUAUUUGAGAUUGCCCACUGUCUCAAAGUGAUGCCACCUGCCCCAAACGGUCAGGGUUCCAGAAAAGAGGGAAAUGCCAUGCUCCUCUUUCAAGGUAUGCAACUGGGCUUCUAAAAGCCAGUUGUGGAAAACAUAUAUCUUGCCUAAAAUUUCCAAUUAGUUGUCACUAGAAACGUUGGUUCGCAUGAAAAACCGGUAAAGGAAAAAAUUCUGGUUAGACAAGUCUGUCGGAAAUCUGACCAGAGAAAUCUAUCCCACCAGCGCUGUUUUUGUAUCAUAGUUUUUAUAGAGAAAGGGCCUGUUGGAACGAUAUCGAAUAUUGAGAAGCGGUGAUUGGAAGGUUUGACUCCCCCUAAGGAAUCUCUCCAAUGUUUGGAAGCAUCUGACCUCGAUGCGCCUGUGUUGCUCCCCUCCCCACACCCGCCGCUGUGUCCUCCAGCCCUGCCGGGCCACGUGGCCACCGCAUGUAUUGUUUGCAGACCUGGGGAACCCCAACACCCCAUCCGUCUCUUCAGACCCAAACUCUUCUCUCUCACAAAUCAACCAAAUCAUUUUUAACGUGUUUUAUGCUUAAAUAAACUUUGUGUUCAAUUAUUCUCAUUA
Orcinus orca (killer whale) is the source of this 8466-nucleotide messenger RNA. RefSeq names its product tectorin alpha (gene TECTA). NCBI's taxonomy places the organism in Eukaryota, Metazoa, Chordata, Mammalia, Artiodactyla, Delphinidae. The record is from RefSeq and is a predicted model, not a curated record. Gene Ontology annotation, biological process: cell-matrix adhesion. Bases 1325 to 7777 code for a protein of 2150 amino acids. The transcript is spliced from 24 exons. Gene Ontology annotation, molecular function: protein binding.